AGAUUUAUAUGUUUAAAUGUGUAUUUGUGCUAACUGUGUAAUUAGAUAGGAACCUUUUCUAUAGUUCCGUUUGUUGUUGCUAAGAGGGUAUUUUUUGGCUGUCACACUCAGCAAGCUAAUUAAGAGAUGAGCCACGAGGUUUGCACGUCUACAGUAAGAAAGUUGUAAAAGAGUGCCUUUUUUUGGACUACCCCACGACGUAAGGAUUAAAGUUUUUAUUCCCUUUGAGUGAGGCCAAUGAGUUCUGACGGCAUUGUAUCGGCUGUGGUUGGACAUCAUUACAUGUUAAGGCAUGUCGAAGAAUCCUCCUGUCCGAAAUAAAUGUCAGUUUAAAAGCAAAGAACAAGUUGAGCUUUAUUAAGACUCGAGGGGAGUAACAGUCAGAACUCAGCCUGCUUCGUGCUGGAGGAGAGAGAAGGAGAAAGAGGUCUGCCGCAGCGGAGCCGGGCCGACAGCCGAGCGCAGCGGAGCCGAGAGGGAGCGGAGCUGAGCCGACAGCGAGCUGGGUCACGUGGUUAAGCUCGCGUCUCUCUCAAGCAUCAAAGACACCCAAACACACACACAGACAUCCCAUAAGGCAACCAGAGUCCAGUGGUGCAGCUUGCUUAAGCUACAAAUAAGUAACACGUUUAUACAAGUUAAAUGUGGAGAGUAGAUUUCCUUAGCUCAUCUUAAAGGGACUCUGUCAAGCAAUGAAAGGGGAAGUGUGGUGGGUUUGGAGUAAAAGUUUAAGUUCAUGUUAUUAGUUGUUUAUACUAAAUAACUGCAAUUAAGGUACGUUUAAGUUGAUUAUAAGGGUUUUUGCUUGUUUUUAAGACUGCAUUAGAUAUUUAAAGGUCACAUUAUAGUAUUUUGUUUGACAUUGAAGGUUAUUUUCUGUUUAACUACAAGCGAAAAACAAUUUAUUAUUUUGGUUUAAGUGAUGGUGACAUAUAUUUAAGUUGACUCUUUAAAGUAAAGCAAUUUAAGUUCCUAGGUGCUUCAUAAGGUGACUAUUCACGUAUUUAAGUGGACCUAGGUGACUUGAGUGUAGUAUAACACCUUUGACUGUCUGUGACAUGGAGCAAGAAGGCUGUGACACUGAAGCUGUGGAGCAGCAAGAAGCUUUUGAAGAGCAAGAAAGUUUGCAAGAACCAUGCACAAGUAAAGCUACUAAAGAAGGAAGUUUGAGGAAAAGUCAAAGAGUUAAGAAGUUCACUGAAAGGGGCCAAGCACUACAUGAUGAAAAGGUGAACAAGCUUCAAGCUCGCUUUAAAGUCAGUUAUGAAAGGUGGAAAGUUGUUGCAAAACAAGGCAAAAAGGCACUUGAAGAACCUGUUAGUGCAAAACUUAAAGAGCUUAUUGACCGAGUUGAACAUACCUCGGCAGAAGUGAAACAAGUUUAUGAUGAACUGCGCAAUCAUGAAACUCCUGAUGCAGACACUCGCCGCAGAGUGGACACCUGUGAUGCGGUUUCUCAGAAGAUGAUAAGGCUAGCUCAAGAAAAAUUAGCAGCAGAAGAAGACGAAAAACUUUCUGAGAGAUUAGUUCACUGGAGUGAUAUAGGAUCAGCAUUCAAUUCUGCAACCUCUCAAAGAUCCAAGAGUUCAAAUAGCAGGCAAUCAAGAUGCUCAAGUAAGUUGUCUGUAAAGAGGCAAGAAGCAGCUGCAGAGCUUGCAGCUACUGAAGCGACUCCGAAGAUUAUGGAGGAAAUGGAAAGUGAAAGAAAGGCACUUGAAAUCCUUGAAGCAGAGAAUGCUGAGAAACAGAAGGCCUUAGAGCAAAAGCGAAGAGAGCUUGAAAGGCUAGAAACAGUAAAGAGAAUGAAUGCUGCUAAAGCACGUCUGAAAGUGUACAAUGAAGAAGGAAACUCAGAUGAAGAAAUAUCAGAUCUUCUGCACGAAAGGAGUAAACGGAGAAAUGCCACAUCCAAACCGAUGAAUCAGUUUGCACAUUCGCAACUUAAUACAAAUGCAGAGCCGUUUGAUAUGCCACAAGCCACGUCAAGGUCACAACCAAGAGAAAGCAAACAGGAAGAUAGUACCACAACAUUGGCCCAAGCUCUAGCUGAAUCCAUUCACAUAAGUCGCCUACCAGUACCAGAACCUACAGUCUUCAACGGAGAUCCUCUCAAGUACAAGGAUUGGAAAUUGUCGUUUCAAAUGCUGAUAGACAGAAAGAACAUCCCAGUGAAUGAAAAGAUUUACUAUCUUCGCAAGUAUGUUGGAGGACCGGCGAGAAAGGCUGUUGAGAGUUAUUUUCUGUCGGGAACAGAGCUUGCUUAUUACUCAGCAUGGAACACUUUGGAGGAAAGAUACGGAAGUUCAUUUGUAAUCACCAAAGCUUUCAGAGAUAAGUUGACAUCAUGGCCAAGGGUUGGUAACAAGGAUAGCGUUGAACUUCGAGAAUUUUCAGAUUUUCUCAGAGGAUGUGAAGCGGCCAUGCUUCAGGUUAAAGGUCUUGAAGUUUUGAAUGACUGCAAUGAGAAUCAGAGAAUGCUAAGCAAGCUACCUGAUUGGUUGUCAGCAAGAUGGAAUCGAAAGGUCAUUGAAAUUGAAGAGCAAGAUGGUUCUUUCCCAACAUUUAGCCACUUUGUUGACUUCAUUGCGAGAGAGGCCAAGAUUGCGUGCAAUCCAGUAACAUCGCUUCAUGCACUCAAAGCAGGUGACUCAGAGAAAACGAAAUCUUCCAAGACAAGAAGUGUUGGAGCAAAGGUGCUAGUGAGUGCUGCAGAAGAGACGUCCAACACAAAACAAUGUGUGUUUUGUGAAAACUCAAAUCAUAGCAUUCACACAUGUAGGAAGUUUAUGGACAAGGUCUUGAGUGAAAGAGUCAAGUUUGUGCAAACCAAGGGACUGUGCUUUGGAUGUCUAGGCUUUGGACACCAAUCAAAGAAAUGUGAAAAGAGAAAGAUGUGUGACACAUGUAAAGGGAAACACCCGACAUGUUUGCAUGAAGAACGAGACAAAUCCUCAAGGAAAAGGAAAGAAAAGGAAAGUGACAAGGAACCACAAAUGAAAGAGAUGGAAGACAAUAAAGAGAGUAGAGAAACCAAACCCAAGGAAGCACGAAGUGAAGCAAUAUCAAACCGUGUGAUUCAAAGUGACAGAAGUAAUCUCACGUCUACAAUCAUUCCAGUUUGGUUAUCCACAACAAGCAAUCCUGAACAUGAGAUUCUUCUCUAUGCUCUUCUUGAUAGCCAAAGUGACACGACAUUCGUCUUGAAAGAAAAGGCAGAUGCUCUGGAUGCAGAGAAGAAAGGUGUGCAGUUAAAGCUCUCGACAGUGUCUUCUAAAGAUACUUUAGUACCAAGUCAAAGGUUGUCCGGAUUACAGGUCAGAGGUUUCUAUUCUUCAAGGAGAAUUCCUCUUCCUGUGACAUACACAAGAGAGUUUAUUCCUGCGAAUUUGAGUCAUAUUCCCACACCAAGGACAGCAAGAGCGUGGCCACACUUAGAGCACCUGGCUGAAGAAAUUGCUCCACUGAUUGAAUGUGAAGUAGGCCUGCUCAUUGGUUACAAUUGCUCACAAGUGUUGGUACCCAGAGAAGUUGUGGCAGGAAAAGAUAAUGAACCUUUUGCCCAAAGAACAGACCUUGGCUGGACAAUAGUUGGAGGAACUAAUCCAUGUGUUGACUAUGGGGAUGCCAUAGGAUGUAGCCACAAAAUCAUUGUCAAGGAAGUGAUACCCAAUCAGUCAGCUGAACAGUUGGUCAAAGAAGUGCAAUACAUCUGUCGCACACAAGUCAAAGAGGUGGUCACAUCUGCAGAUGUAAUUAAAGUGCUCGAGUCCGACUUCAAUGAAAGAAAGGUGGAAGACUCACACUUCUCACAAGAAGAUUUAAGGUUCAUCUCCAUAAUGGAAGAAGGAGUGAGGAUGAAAGCAGAUGGACACUGUGAGUUACCUUUGCCAUUUAAAGAAGACAGACCAAGUCUGGCAAACAACCGGAGCUGCGCAGAACACAGACUCAAAUAUUUGAAGAGAAGAUUUGAGAAGGAAAAACAAUACCACAAAGACUACACAGAGUUCAUGAGAGAGACUAUAGAGCGUGGUGAUGCAGAAAGAGUUCCCUCUGUAGACCUGGACAAAGGCCCUGCCUGGUACAUUCCACACCAUGGAGUGUAUCAUCCACAAAAGCCUGGCAAAAUAAGAGUGGUGUUUGAUUGUUCAGCGAAGUACGAAGGAGCGUCCUUGAACGACUACCUGCUUACAGGGCCAGAGUUAACCAACUCUCUGGUGGGGGUCCUGUGUCGAUUUCGGAAAGGUCCAGUCGCAGUGAUGUGCGACAUUGAGCGCAUGUUUCAUCAAUUCAGAGUCAGAGAAGAAGAUCAAGAUUACUUUCGCUUCUUGUGGUGGGACAAUGGAGACUUCAACUCUACUCCAUCUGUCUAUCGCAUGCGCGUACACCUGUUUGGAGCUGCUUCUUCCCCUGCCUGUGCGAACUUUGGUCUCAAGUAUAUUGCUGCACAAGGUCAAGGCAAGUUCAGUGAAGCUACCAUAAGGUUCAUUGAGCGAAAUUUUUAUGUGGACGAUGGUCUUAUCAGUUUCCACUCAGAAGAAGAGGCAAUUCGUUUGGUGAAGGAAGCAAAGGAACUUUGCAGCACAGGAGGCUUGCGACUUCACAAGUUCGUUUCAAACGGUAAGCAAGUGCUUAAUUCACUGCUGGAAGAAGAUUGUGCAGAAACAGUAAGAAAAGACUUGUCACUGGGCGAGCAACAAAUUGAAAGAGCCCUAGGUGUCAAAUGGUGCAUCGACUCGGAUCAUUUCCAGUUUCGAGUAGUUGUGAACGAGCAGCCACUUUCCAGAAGAGGGGUGUUGGCCACGGUAGCCUCUAUUUACGAUCCACUUGGCUUUGUGGCGCCUUUUGUUCUACUUGGGAAGCAGAUACUACAGCAGAUGUGUCGUGAGAAAGCAGAUUGGGACGAACCACUCACAAGCAAUCUGAAGUCACGGUGGGAGUCCUGGUUGUUGGAUCUAAAAAAUCUAGCAGAUGUCAAAAUUGACAGAUGUUACGUGCCAAGAGAUUUUCAAACAGUUCAGAAGUACGAGCUUCACCAUUUCUCAGACGCAAGUGUUUCAGGGUAUGGUGUUUGA
Oreochromis niloticus (Nile tilapia) is the source of this 5072-nucleotide messenger RNA. RefSeq lists its product as uncharacterized. Bases 1059 to 5072 code for a protein of 1337 amino acids. The record is from RefSeq and is a predicted model, not a curated record. The transcript is spliced from 2 exons. Lineage: Eukaryota; Metazoa; Chordata; Actinopteri; Cichliformes; Cichlidae.